Molecule: messenger RNA, 389 nt
Organism: Myotis daubentonii (Daubenton's bat)
Lineage: Eukaryota; Metazoa; Chordata; Mammalia; Chiroptera; Vespertilionidae
Product: ATP synthase F(0) complex subunit f, mitochondrial
Biological process (GO): proton motive force-driven mitochondrial ATP synthesis
Cellular component (GO): proton-transporting ATP synthase complex
Molecular function (GO): proton-transporting ATP synthase activity, rotational mechanism
Source: RefSeq, a predicted model, not a curated record
CGGACACCCCGGACUCCAAGAUGGCGUCAGUCGUGCCAUUGAAGGAGAAGAGACUGAUGGAAGUCAAAUUAGGGGAGUUGCCAAGCUGGAUAAUGAUGCGAGAUUUCACCCCUAAAGGCAUUGCUGGAGCAUUUCAAAGAGGUUACCACAGGUAUUACAACAAGUACAUCAAUGUGAAGAAAGGGGGCGUUGCUGGGAUUUCUAUGGUGCUGGCAGCUUAUGUGAUUUUCAACUACUGCCGUUCUUAUAAGGAACUAAAGCAUGAGCGACGACGCAAGUACCACUGAAGAGGGCCCAGUGUGGACUCCACAUUCCUGACCAUGACCUUUGCCCAGCACCUCUGAAUCCUUUCAUAUUGUAAUGUAACACCUAAUAAAAGGUGGCUGGUA